AUGUUAACAGGUGCAGGUGUGAUGGCUGCAUAUGAUGAACGAUCUUCUAAUUCUUCUGAAUAUGGCUUAGGAGGGCUCUUGCAAGCUUUAUCAUAUAUUGGUGGCAUAUCUGGAGGCUCAUGGUUAGUGAUGAGCAACUUGAUAAAUGAUUUCAGGCCAAUAAACGAGUUAAAAAGUGAUCCUAACUCAUGGGCAUUACAAGAUCAGCUUUUAGCAGGAAUACCUAACUUCGACCCUACAAGUAUUCAAAAUGCAAUAUCACAAAUACCCAUGAGUAACAAGACUAAUGCAAAUACUUCAACUAAACAGAAAGACAAAUGGCCUAGCUUCGUGAAAACUAUUAUAGAGUGGUUCGAUUCUGGAAAGAGUACUACCGAGAGCGUUGAAUUUCAAUCACAGUCCUUGUCAAAAAUAAAAAGAGAAGUGAAAAACACGAAAAAAAGUUCAACAAUAAGUGAGUUCUUCAAGUCUUUGUUCUUGAAAACACCAGAUCUGAAAGUAUCAAAAACCAGUGGAAAUGUAUUCAGGUUCGAAACAUUAGCAACAUGGAGGGAAAUUUUCAGCUAUUAUAAGGAGUUGAAUAUUGAAGUACGGGCAAAGCGUAUAGCAGGAUAUCACUUAUCAUUUACUGAUUACUGGGGUAGGGUCUUAGCACGGAGAAUUUUUCCCAAUGCUGCAAGAAGUCCAGGUGCAACUGUAACUACAAGCACACUUAUGCCUUCAUUUCAAAAUCAUGAACAGCCUUUCCCCAUAAUUUGUGCUGUUGAAAAGAUACCGACUAAGGAAAUGAAGAGUAUAGAUUCACAUUUAUUUGAGUUCACACCGUACGAGUUUGGUUCUUGGGAUUCGUACUUAAAUGCAUUUGUCCCUAUGAAAUAUCUUGGGACUUCAUUAUUUGGCGGGAAAUCAACGAUUCUUACACAGAAUCCAAAUAUAUCAAUUUGUGUUUCAGGGUUCGACAACAUUGGCUUUAUAACUGGGACUUCCUCAUGCUUGUUCAGUCACAUAUUUGUCUAUGUGUAUCAAUUCCUUUUAGGACUUAAUCUAGAAGCAUCAAACGCUAUAAAAACGAUACUCAAAUCAUUUGGGUUAAGUUCUGAUUUUAAAUCAUUCGAGUUUCCUCUGCACCACCCAGACUAUGCAGCCUUUUCCCCAAACCCUUUUUACGGAUACAACUAUUCUCAAACCAGUGAAGAAGAAAUAUCUAAAAGCAAAACUAUUUAUCUUGUUGACGGGGGAGAUGAUGGCCAAAACAUACCAUUUCAACCGUUCUUACAGAGCGCAAGGGAAGUUGACGUGAUACUUUCGUUCGACAUGACUUCCGAUUUAUUUAAUUACCCAAACGGAACGACUUUAGAGAAAUCAUCAGAAAGAUUUCACAAUAAAGAGUCUACCAUAUCUCUUCCGGUGUUUCGUCUCAGCUCUCAUCCACCAAAUAGUGUUUCGUCUCAAAACAUGUCUCAUGGAUUCUAUUCCAAUAACACCAAAGCAAAACACACCUCAGAUACGGGAAUCAGAUCCAUUUUUCCCCAUGUACCUGACCCUCAGACCAUGAUGAAAUUGAAUCUAAACAAUAAACCUGUAUUUUUCGGCUGUAACCUCCAUAAAGAUUAUCCCACUAUUGGAACAGCUGAACAGACAGACUCAAAUCAAACACUCCAUAAUUUCAGAAACACACAUAACUACCACCUACCACCCCUUAUUAUAUAUACUGCAAACUCAAAUUACUCUUAUCCUUCAAAUACAUCGACUUUCAAGCUAAGCUAUACGCCAGAAGAAGUAUCUGGAAUGAUUGAGAAUGGCUAUAAUUUAGCCACAUACAUGAAUUCUACUCAAUAUUCCACUUGUAUCGGAUGUGCUAUUUUAAAACGAGAAUUCGACAGAAUAGAUCUUGGACUUAAUAAUUUAUACCAGGGCGACUUUAAAAUACCAACGAUAUGUCAAGAAUGCUUUGAUUCAUUUUGUUGGAGUGAAUAG
Molecule: messenger RNA, 1977 nt
Organism: Debaryomyces fabryi
Lineage: Eukaryota; Fungi; Ascomycota; Pichiomycetes; Serinales; Debaryomycetaceae
Gene: SPO1
Product: putative carboxylic ester hydrolase
Exons: 1
Coding region: 1-1977 (658 amino acids)
Biological process (GO): glycerophospholipid catabolic process
Cellular component (GO): intracellular membrane-bounded organelle; extracellular region; cytosol
Molecular function (GO): A2-type glycerophospholipase activity
Source: RefSeq, a predicted model, not a curated record